AUGAAAAAGAAACUGGCCAUUUACCAAUAUGGAUCACAGUUUGAUCCAAGCGGUCCCACUCGUUAUUCACCCAGCGAUUGGAUUUAUUUUUCCGUUUCGGAGGAAUCCUCACCAUCCGAACGCAGUACUUCUAUAGGGGUCCAAAAAAUAUGCACAAGUAGUUCCACUUCUGACUCCCAUGCUGAUUCCCGUGAAGAUCUUUUUACCCAGAUUUCUUUUGAACUACAACGUCGAAUGGAUGAGAUUGGAAUGACACUUCCUGACGGUGUCGAUUUCAAUUAUUUAGAAUACCGAGGUCUUGCUAAUCUUGUCUCCGAGGCAUGUUGGCUCCGAAAUCUCUUACUUGAGCUACAUUGCCCUCUGAAGCGGGCCACCAUAGUUUAUUGUGACAAUAUCAGUGCGAUCUAUCUCUCUACCAACCCCGUGCAACAUCAACGUACCAAACAUGUUGAAUUAGACAUUCAUUUUGUGCGUGAAAAGGUCGCAUUGGGUUAA
Molecule: messenger RNA, 495 nt
Organism: Amaranthus tricolor (Joseph's coat)
Lineage: Eukaryota; Viridiplantae; Streptophyta; Magnoliopsida; Caryophyllales; Amaranthaceae
Exons: 1
Coding region: 1-495 (164 amino acids)
Source: RefSeq, a predicted model, not a curated record